CGUUCCUCCCGUCGAUGCUAAUCCCUAUUUGGUCCUUAGUCCUCGGUGAUUUCGUUCUGUUCGGUCUUCGCUCACGGCGCGGGGCGAGGAAGGUUCUGCUGGAAGGCGGCGAGGUUACACGCUUGUGUUCUCCUGUUUGUAGUCUUACCUGAUACAUGGAGCAAGUGCGCUUUUGGUUAAGCUACUUUAACUGCCGAGUCUUGUUUCUUGAUGGAGCUAUUGAUUGGCGGCUCUCUGUUCAUGGAGAUUUCCUUCUCACCUCCUUUGUCAACUGCACUUAGAGGCCAACUGCUUUCUACAUCCAAAGGCGGCCAUGCAGCUUUUUUGUGAAGUUGGUGUAGUGUUUCUAGUGCAGCCUUUUGACUUGAUUUCUCGCAUCUUCGUGUGUGCAACAUACUUUUGCUAUCAACAGCUUUGACAUUUCCAUAUGGCAUUAAGUUGCCAAUGCAGCUUUCUGUUAGAGCUUAUGUGGAAAUCUCAUGAUCCUGUUGGUCAAAAAUAACAGGCUGGCGUCAUUUCUCCUGGCUCUAUUCUUUCUCCAUACUGUUCCAGCUGUUGGAUUCUCAUUGUUUCAGUUCCAUUGGAGGUUUUAUGCAUCUUCCUCAUAGAGUCAAUAAAUCGGUCACAAGUUGGUUAGGUAGCUCCACAGGUCUUGCCUGACUGUUGCACUUCUCCACUGUGUUGGCUGAUAUCAUCCCACAACACUUUGUUGUUGCUUUACUCUACUACACUGGCAAAGUAGAUGAUUGUCUGAGAACUAUACCCAGCAAGCUUUUGUAAGAUAGUUGGAUCUUAUCCAUCAGAAUGAUAUUGUCCUCUCUCACUUUGUUCCAAGUUUUCCCAAGUAUUUCUUUGUUCUCGGUUCUUCUUUUCAAGCACACGGCUUUAGUUAGGUGGCAUAUGCUUUGUGCAUAGGCAAACCUUCUCUUGAAUAGGACAAUAGUGAGCAUACAUUCAGCAAAACAUGGAAAGGUACAUGGUAAUCAAGGAGGUUGGAGAUGGAACUUUUGGGACUGUAUGGCGAGCAAUAAACAAACAAAGUGGUGAAGUGGUUGCUAUUAAGCAAAUGAAAAGGAAGUACUACUCUUGGGAGGAGUGUUUGAAUCUCCGAGAAGUGAAGUGUCUGCGGAGACUGAACCAUCCAAAUAUUAUCAAACUUAAGGAAGUCAUUAGAGAGAAUGAUGUGUUAUACCUGGUGUUCGAGUACAUGGAAUGCAAUCUUUACCAGCUUAUGAAAGAUAGGAACAAGCCUUUUACAGAGGAUGAAAUUCGGGACUGGUGCUUUCAGAUAUUCCGAGCACUGGCUUAUAUGCACCACCGUGGUUAUUUUCAUCGUGAUCUUAAGCCUGAGAACUUACUGGUAACAAAGAAUGUUCUAAAGAUAGCAGAUUUUGGCCUUGCUCGUGAAGCCUUGUCGAAGCCACCAUUCACAGAAUAUGUCUCCACGCGGUGGUACCGUGCUCCAGAAAUUUUGCUUCAAUCUUCUGUUUAUGAUUCUGCUGUUGAUAUGUGGGCAAUGGGAGCUAUCAUGGCUGAGCUUUUUACACUACGUCCCCUUUUUCCUGGAUCAAGUGAAGCAGAUGAGAUAUACAAGAUUUGCAGCAUUCUUGGACCACCAAAUCAGAAUUCUUGGGCUCAAGGGAUGCAACUUGCAGAUGCUAUGAAAUUUCAAUUUCCACAGCUUGCCAGUGUCUCCCUUUCUUUGCUAAUUCCUUCAGCCAGCAGGGAUGCAAUCGACCUUAUCUCGUCACUUUGUUCCUGGGACUCCAUCCGAAGGCCCACAGCAGCAAAGGUUCUUCAGCAUUCUUUCUUUCAGCCUUGUUUCUACAUCCCACCGUCCCCUCGUUUAAGAUCAGAGGGAGUGCAGAAGACACCAUCAUCUGUUGGCACGAGAGGAGCUUUGGCAUCGGAUACUGCUAGAAGAAAUUCUGUUGGAGUUUUAUCCAAUACAAGGCCGGUAUACAAUUUCUCUUCCACAAGUGUAAAUGAGUCUUUCAGGAUGACAGGCAUACAAAGGAGGCUGGAGCUGGGUCAUCAGGAAUACCAGAAGGAAAGACUUGCCAGGAAUGAGGUUAAACCAUAUGUACGUCAACCAACUACAAGAGACUUCACAGGAUUACCUGGUAGAGAUUCCCAGAGGACUUGCAAUGUAGUCGAGAAACUGGGUCACUUGACUCUCAGCUCAAACAGAGGUUCGGAUAUAUGUGGCAAGCUGCCGCAGCUGAAACCACAGCUAGGGAGGCAGCCUCCUCCUGCCAUGAAAGCUGGAGCAUGGCACGGCCAUUCUGCCUUUCCUGGCCGACCUCAUGACAUCCCAUCGGCCCCUGGCUACUAUACAAGAAAGGUGGCAGGCUAAAAUAAGGUUAUCGCCAAGAAAAAGUAGAGAACCGUGUUGCCUGUAUUUUGGGAUCAUGUGUUGGAUUUGCUCAUGUUUUGUGCCUAUCUUUGGUGAAUAAUGUCGCAUCGUAAGACGAUCAUACUAUGUCGUUCAAGUUGGAUAUUUUCAGGGUGUUACUUGUGCUAUCAAUCUUAGUAAUCAAAGGACUCGCUAUUAUUGGGUUG
Musa acuminata subsp. malaccensis (wild Malaysian banana) is the source of this 2562-nucleotide messenger RNA. RefSeq names its product cyclin-dependent kinase F-4. Lineage: Eukaryota; Viridiplantae; Streptophyta; Magnoliopsida; Zingiberales; Musaceae. Gene Ontology annotation, biological process: protein phosphorylation; intracellular signal transduction. Gene Ontology annotation, cellular component: nucleus; cytoplasm. The record is from RefSeq and is a predicted model, not a curated record. Gene Ontology annotation, molecular function: ATP binding; protein serine/threonine kinase activity.